AUGUGUUACGGGUAUAACGCCCAGACCACUGCUUUCCUCUGCAUUCUUUUGCUUGCAAGUUUGAUUUCCGAAACACCAUUUUCACAUACAGAAUCAAUAGUAGAUAGAGUUUUCCGCUGGAGAUACAAAGUUCACAUCCUGAACGGGAUGCCGGACAAUGCUAUGCCGUUGGAGAUCGGUUGCCGGUCGAACGAAGACGAUCUCGGCCGCCACACUCUCUGGAAGGACCAAGAAAUCAAGUUCAACUUCACCGCUCAAUGGUUUAAGAAAACACAUAAUGUGUGCAACUUCUACUGGGGAUUCAAGGCUUUUAGAGAUGUCGCUGUCCUGGAUGAGGUUGCGGAAAGUGGACAGAAAGGUAAUUGCCUCUGGAAAGCAGCUCCCGAGGGGAUUUAUUUUAGCUCUGAUUUCCAGAAUUGGGCGCUCACAUAUGGUUGGUGA
Molecule: messenger RNA, 441 nt
Organism: Hibiscus syriacus
Lineage: Eukaryota; Viridiplantae; Streptophyta; Magnoliopsida; Malvales; Malvaceae
Product: S-protein homolog 5-like
Exons: 1
Coding region: 1-441 (146 amino acids)
Source: RefSeq, a predicted model, not a curated record